Exaiptasia diaphana is the source of this 5534-nucleotide messenger RNA. RefSeq lists its product as uncharacterized. The record is from RefSeq and is a predicted model, not a curated record. The coding region runs from base 445 to 3921 and encodes 1158 amino acids. The transcript has 2 exons. NCBI's taxonomy places the organism in Eukaryota, Metazoa, Cnidaria, Anthozoa, Actiniaria, Aiptasiidae.
GGGGCCGUUUUGCAUGACCAUGCGCCAGCUGCUGAGCCGAGAAAUCGCAUCGCCGGCUCACCACAGGGCUACCACUACAACAAUUUGCAACAACAUGAAUCGCGUAAUUUUUCUUCUUUUAAUUUUCGCUCUUUUCGUACUUGCGGAUUGCGCUGGAAAUUCGUUGCGGUGUGUUCUGUGCCAAAAGAGAAUUAGGGAUUCUCAAAAAAAAUACAGCAGACCUGCAGUGAAAUACGUUAAAGAAUUAAAGUUGCACAUUAGCACCCGUGAAAUAGGUCAGGAUGCUCGCCUUUGUUGUGCGUGUAGUAAAGCCAUGUCAAAGUCUCGUAAAUCCAACAACACCGUUAUACAUGUAAGUAAAUUUUAUUAAAAUUGAAGCGGAUAUUUACAUAUAAUGUAAACAUUUUAAAAAUAACAAAACUUCAUAUUCGAUUCCGGCAGCGAAUGGAUACAUGCGAACGCAAAGGGAAGGGGACACACCUAAAACCGGCACCACCUGCGAAAACGGCUCCAGCAGUCAGAGAGGAAGAGGCCGUAGAAAACGUUCUAUCAAUAUCAUCAUGGACGGCUGUAGAUACUUGUUUCGGAGAAAUCCUACGCGGACCGUGUGGCCGAACACUAUUUCCCCCUGGCCUGUUUGAAGAAAUAGAAGAGGAAAUGAAACUACUUUCUAGGCGAUGCGAUCUUUCUAAGGAAUUAAAAAGUUUAAAGGACGCGAUGUACCAAGAAUUCACGAUAUCAGCUAAGCCGCCCAUUUAUGAUGCAGUGGAGUUCGAGAAAUUCUGUGAUAGAGUUGGGGCCCACAAAAUAUUCAAUUCCAUUCUAUCUGCAAUGACUGAUGAAAGACACUCCUCUGAGAGGAUAGCAUUUAACAAGAAAAGAACUGUCGUCAUUCUUUAUAAGUUGUGCUAUGGCCUAAGUCAACUGUGCAACUGGCUCCAGACUGAUCACGCUGUAUUUUUAAAGAAUUCGAAUGUUAACAAGGAAGCACUAAUCACCCAGAGAGUGAUGGGGAAUUCUUGCUCUAAAACAAAGACAAAUGAUAUGAUAUUGGCAAUGUACCAAAGUGCAGCAAAGGAAAUUAACAACAUUGUUGAACAAGCAAUCUCAAAUAAAUGGCAAGUAGUACUUGUCAUUGAUGACUACACUUCUAUACAUUCAAUCAGGCGUCCCAAAACUGAAACUCUAUCUAACCCUAAAUAUAUGUGUACAAUCAUCAUGAAAGUGUUUAAGAAUGUCCAAGCCGUGCCUGCCUGUCCAGCUACAGCCUACCACAACCCUUGUGCUAUCGACAUAGCUUCCUGCAUAAAAACUGUUUCUGGCCUACCUACUAUGAUUAAAUUAGCUCAAACUUACUCUUCUGUAAUGCCUACCUGGAUUAAAGAUUCAUUUUUUACACCAGAUUUUGAAAGAUACAGAGUUACUACCCAUCAAUACUGUGACCAUGAAUCUGUCAAAAAUAUGAGACAAAUGGAUGAUGUACACCUGGUUAACUUUUUUGAGCUCACUCUUAAAAGUAAGGGCGACUUUGAAGCUGCAUUUGAUGCUAUCCUAAAUACCAAACUGUCUGAUUACAUGAAAUUGUAUCUCACUCCACAGCCAGGUGACUGGCCAGCCCAAUUUUACUCCCGCCAAAUUGUCUAUGAUAGUCUAUUGAAAUUCCAUGCAUGCGCAACAUCAGAUGUUCCAACCAAUACAGUUCCUCCAUCUCCUUCUGACCAUUCAUACUCCACUGUGAACUUCGACUGUGAAUCUACAAGAAAAAAGCAGCACCUGUCAACAAGUAAUCAGCCAAAAAUCCUAUCUGUAAUACCUUGUAUAGGACCACUACACAUCUCAUUAAAUGCUAGAGAAACAGUAUUCAACAAUUUCCGUCCUUUUUUUGAAACUGUAUAUACUCAAAUCUUUCCAAGAAGCAAACUUGCUAAAAAACCAAAACCUUGGCGAAUCAGUCUUAUACUUGAAGUUACUUAUGGUGGUUGGCUUUUUAUAAGGGAUACCAUAAAAGAUAAAUUCUCCAUCUGCAAAGACCUUGAAUACAGAACACUUCUGAACUUACUUGAUAACUAUUUACCUCUGAUUCUAACUAUAUACAGUGUAACCUUUAAACUGAACAAUUUUAAUGAAUACUUCAACGGAAUCAUAAGAAUAUGGACUAUGUUUGUGUGCCUUGAAAGGCACCACUACAACAAGGCACCACUUGUAUGGCUAGCCAUGUGUACAUACUGGGGAAUUUAUCACCCUGGUAUGUAUAAUCUCCUCAGGCAGUCUUUAGCUAUAUUUGACGAGUACCCAGUAGAAAAUGCUCACAGCAUAAUAAGAUCCAAAACUAAUACAAAUGAUACUGCAGAGAAACUGGAGAAAAAGGCAAAGGCUAUAUUUCAAUCGAAGAGGACACAAAAGAACUUUAAAGAUAACUUUACGCCGUCCAAGAAGCAAAACCAUGCUUUAAACAACCUUAGAACCAUUAAAGCAAAAUGUGCAGUGAUACUUACCAGUAUGUUUUCUCAGAUAGCAAAGCAUCCUGGGAAAGCUAGUUUCAUUGAGGAAGGCAAAAAGAAAAAAGUUCUCUUACCCCGUGUCUUUGGGAAUGAAAAAAUGAAAAUUAAAGUCCUACCACUGGGUUACUGUUGUUCUACAAUGGCCAACCAGGAAAAACGGUGUGAUUUACAAGUCUGCAAAGUCACAAGAAAUGAGCCAUGGACAUUGUUUGAAGGUUGUUCACACUCUUUUCACAAUACAUGUCUCUUAGAUGCUAGCUUCUGCCCGUUAUGCCAACAAUUCCUAGCUGAUAAAGCACAGAGCCUGGCAAAAAUAGCACAGAAUGCUAUUCUACACCCUAAAGAGAACAAUGAGCCCUUGUAUUCCCAAAGCAGUGAUACAGAUGGAGCAGAGGAAGAUGAAGACACUGCAUCUGACAUACCAGUAACACAGUCUAGUGACAAUGAAGAUGUUGACAAACAGAUUAAAUCAGUAAAUGAUGUGAUAUGUGCUUUACCAUCACCACAAGCACCGCCAGUAAUGCUGACAUCCUCAUCCUCUCAAAGGACAUCAGAAUCCCCUUCACAAGAGCAUCACCAGCAAACAGUACCGCUUCAGUCCUCAAAGCGAGUACCAAAAUGUAAAAACUGUCAUCAUCCAAGGAAAGGACACACAAAUGCAAAAAAUGGGCCUGUUGCGUGUCCAGCAUGCCAAGGAGGUUUAUGCACAGGUUCAGUUAACUCACCACAACCAACUGCAGUGCAGGGUCACCAAUCUCAACAGCAUGUUUCACUGACAAGUAGCAUUCAAUGCAAUGUCAUCUUAGAAAGCAUCCAAGAAUGGAUUUUACCAUACUACCUUUCACAGACAACAGUGUUUGGAUUACCCCUGGGCAGCAAUGCUUGCACAGUUAUUGCUGCCAUAGGUGCAAUGAAAUUUCUUAAUACCGGUGAUCUUCUAAUACCAUCACCUUCAAGAAUUCUAAGAUGUGUAGCAACUUUUGCUAACUCUAUGAGAGAGGGCAUUGCUCUAUACAACACACUAAACCUUCCACCAACUCAGCCAAAUUUAACUGCCUCAGAAGCACUCGAAACAAGAUCUGACCAGUUUGGCCUUCAAAUCAUUGAGGACACUGGGAUUUUCUCACAAGAAUGUCUCACCAAUAAGCUGAAUGGUUUGUGCUCCCAUCCUCAAGACCAAUGCAUAAUAAUGAUAACACCACCUGAUAAAUCAAUGCUGUUGUGUUUCAGUAGAGAUGAACAAAAAAUUGCACUCUUUGAAAGCCACCCCCGUGGAAACAAUGGUGGAUUAAUUGCUGUUGCAAGUUAUCAGAAUGUUGAUAAGUUGGUUUUGUUUUUAUCUUACAUGUGUAAUCGUGAUUGGGGAACUGGAAUUGCUGGAAGUAAUCUUGCAGUCAUAAGAAGUAAAUAUACUCAAUAAGCUGAGUACCGCAUCUGCAUUGUCUAAAGUGCAACCCACAGUGCUCUUUAAGCAAUAUCAUUAUUUAUUUUGAUAUCUUUUAUCAUUGUUGAAACUAUUGUAGCUUUACAUUAUUAUUAUUAUUAUUAUAAUCAAUCAAAAAGUCAUUCAAAAUGAAGGGAUUGUAUUGCACUCACAGAAGCAGCCCUUUAUGAGGAGUUGCAUUGCACUUAAACAAUGGAGCACAGUCAUUUGGAUGCAAAAUCAAAAUUGUAAUUUAUUUAACUUUCAAGAUACAAUAUUAAUGUUAUUUAUGGUUUGUUCUUACCUGCUAUUAACCCAGAUGAUAACCCUUUGAUUGUAAAUACUGUAAAAGCAAACCAAAUGUUUUAGUUCAUAAUUCUGGGUUAACAAUUGUCAUGACUUUGCUUGCUUUACAACAUGGUUUUGGUUACUCAUUUGUAGUGUUUUGUAGAGAUUAUAACUUUUUAAAGUUAAGUUACAAUCUUAUUUUUUUCAAUAAACAUCAGCCAUACAUUGUAAAUGAAUAAUUCUACUUUCAAUUUAAGUAAAAAUAUCAACAGACAAUUCUUUAGGGCAACUACAGCUCCUAUUUAAGUUUGAAGUGUAUAAAUUAGCAUACAUUUUGUAAAUAAAAAAUCAAAUAAAACUAUUUUCCACAUUUUUUCCAGCCAGUCUAACAUAUUGAACAGAAUAUACAUAUAAUAAGAGCAUUCUAUCAAGUGAAAUUGCUGUGAGUCACGGCACAAAAAUUAUAUAAUUAUAUAAAAUAGUUCAUUCUUGAGACAACAAUUAUUUUGCUAAAUGUGGAGUUCGAUAACUUUCCAAAAACAUGUCCGAUUUCCGUGAAGUAAAGUGUAUGCAUUAAUACAGGUCAUAGUUAAUAGAUUUAAGUUUUUAUAGGCAAUAAUAAGUUCUUAGUUAAAUCGGUUUUGGCCAAGCAAAGAUUAUUAUGAAAAAAUACAACAUCGAAUUGUUGGGCAAAAACUUUAUGUUCCACAUUUAUUCAAUUGAUUAUACCCAUAUAAACUGAAUUUACACGUAUAAAGUUUACUAUUUCUGAUCAUAACCGAGUGAGUCCCGGACAAGAUUAAGAAGUAUUUCCAUGUGAAAAUGCCAGAAAAGCAAUUGACGCCGAUUAUGACGUUGGAAAUAAACGAAUAUUCUCGUAAACCACUGGGCUAGAUUUCUAAACAACAUGGCUCAAAAAACUCACAAAACCCAUUAACUUACCUUGGUUAGAAAUUUGGUUGCAGAUGGCCGUCAUUUUUGAGCGAAAUCCAAGCACAAAUCAUCCCCAUUACAACAACAGUCGCCAUGAUUUGUCUUCCUAUGUCAGCUUGUGCUCCCCUUUUACUUUGAAAUUAUCGAAUCUUAUUGAAGUUGAUAUUGACAUAGAACGUUCUAAGAACAUUUAAUAAGACUUAGGUUUACGUCUGAGCUUCGAUCAGCUUUGAAGAGAAAAGAAAACUUGACUUUCUGAAGUAAAUAAAAUGGUCAUUUCGCUUGCGAACACACACUGAGCCACGGUCGACUCAAAAAUUUUGCGCAUGCGCAGCAAACUGGCCCCUUGUUGUCUCGGUGCGUAAGCUAAUUAUUUGAAAACAAUGAAU